Messenger RNA from Zasmidium cellare ATCC 36951, 501 nucleotides. RefSeq lists its product as uncharacterized. The record is from RefSeq and is a predicted model, not a curated record. Lineage: Eukaryota; Fungi; Ascomycota; Dothideomycetes; Mycosphaerellales; Mycosphaerellaceae. The transcript has 6 exons. The coding region runs from base 1 to 501 and encodes 166 amino acids.
AUGCAAUUCAAGUACAUCGCCGCCUUCAUCGCUUCCCUUGCCGUCAACGGCGCUCUGGCUAUUCCAGUGUCUGAUGCUGAGGCCAUGAAUGCAGCUCUUGAGGACGCUGCCUUGCAGGCCCGCGCCGAGCAGAUCGAACAAGCCGAUCAAUUUUGGGACGACGACUUCUUGGAUUGGGAUAAAGCCAAGGUCAUGAGACGUGCUGAGCAGAUCGAACAAGCUGGUCAAUUCUGGGACGAUGACUUCGAUAAGGCCAAGGUCAUGAAGCGUGCCGAGCAGGCUCAACAGGCUCAGCAGGCCCGGCAAGGCAAGAAACCAAUGGUUCGGUUGGCCGAAUGUCGGCUUCCGAGCCGGGUUCAACUUCAACAACCGGUUCUUGUUCCAGCAGCAGAACCCAUGGCUCUGGCAGAACCAACUCUGGGGCAGGCGAGGCUGGUGGGGAUGGUAAAUGCUGAGUUUACGGCAUCGAAGUUGAACACGAUUGUCACGAGUAUGAACUGA